Molecule: messenger RNA, 1890 nt
Organism: Symbiodinium sp. CCMP2456
Lineage: Eukaryota; Dinophyceae; Suessiales; Symbiodiniaceae
Source: the annotation of a GenBank genome assembly
AUGAACUACGCCGCAGCCAAGACCUUCGUCGGUUUUCUGUUUCUGCUGAUUUCUGCCGACAGCUCCGACAGCAACAAGGAUCGUGCUGUCCUGUCACCUCGACAAGACUACCAUGUUCGUGUUGGCAUCGGCCAAGCGGCCUUGGUGAAGUUUAGCUGCUUGGGCGGGCCGGCAGACAUCGUGGUCACACUGCGCAGUCUUGCUGAACGAUCAGAUCCUUUGCUAUUCUUGUCAGUUAAUCCGGACUUUCCACCGUCCUUUGGGGGCCAUGAUUCCUCUACCUUCACGCAUUGGCUUGAGGACAGUGUUGGAAACCAUUACGCCACGGCGAAGGGGCUAGGUCCCGAAGGUGGCAUCCUUCGUCUGCUCAACAUGCGCAAGUUUGCGAGUGAGGAACUCAACGCAGUUCUGACUUUGCACUGCUCUUACCUGAUUGCUUUCGACCUUCUGUUUUGGGAGCAUUUGCGGAGCCGUUCGAUCUGUCCCUUGGGACAGUCCCUGGUCCCUCCCAGGACGCAGAUCGACAGACCCCAGGAUGCGCUGGAGUUCUGCUCGGGCUUCGGGAGCUGUGACAAGCACGGCGAGUGUCAGUGCGACAGUAAGCAUGCAGGGCCAGCCUGCGAGCAUGACAAGAUCGACAUCCUUCACAACGAUGGCUUCCGCUUUCAGGUGUCGCCUGGGCACUACCAGUACUUCCGGGUGCACGUACCGCCGCAUUUCCCAGGAGGCUAUGUCGAGGUUGACGUCUCUGGAUCGGCUCCACUGGUUGUUCUUGUCAGAUACGAUGACUUGCCAACGAAAGCAUCAUACGAUCUGAGCAACUUUGACGAUUGGAUCAAUCGCAGAUCGCGUACAGUCUUGAAGUUCAAGGUCGAGGCGCUGGGUGGGAUUGGAGGUCCAGGCAGUGAAGGCCGACCUGCUUUCGACAGCCAAGAGCCAUUGGAUCUCGGUGGACCACCUGCCGGUGCUGGAAUGGCGCCCGAGGCUGGGCAGGCGCCUCGCAGACUCCAGGCCGAGGAGAGCUGUCCGCAAGCUCCCAAGCUAUCUCAUCCGUCUUGCUCUACUCCGCACUUCCUCCAUUGCGAGGAUGUUUGUAUGAAAUGUCUACAAUGCGCCGGGAGCGAGGACAAACAGUCCUGUGGUUCAUCUUGCCAAGAUUGCUCACAGCCGGCGUGUAGCCGGACCUUGGCAGCUUGUGCCAGUGACAUCAGUUGCUCUGGCCCAGAAGCGCAAGAAUGCGAGGUCGGCUGCGGCAGCUGCAUGAGCUGUCUGACCGUGCCGCCCAGUCUGGGCGGCACGGAUGAAAGGUGCAAGCUCUGCAGCUGCUGCUCGGGCUGUUUGCCGCUGACAGCAAAGUGCAUGUACAACGGUGCUUCGGAGACGCGCUACGUGUUUGUGGGAGUGUUGCAUCAUCGCCGGCACAAGAUCGUCAGGGGUGACAUUUCUGCAUCAGCGGACAUUUCGCUCGUGGAAGAUGCGAGCUACACAAGUAGCGAUGAAAGCUGGACAGCUCGGCUGUACAAUCCGUUCCAGGACUUGAGAAGCGUGGAAAUGACCCACAGCCAGGAAUAUCCGAGUGGGGAACAGUUCAUGUACACGAUGGACAUCCGCCAAUCAACUGUUGCAAACUUGCAGGUGCGUACCUUCAAGGAUCGCAUGACACUGCUCCACCUACGGAACAUUCACCACCUUCAGAAAAUGCAGCUGGACUUCGUCUCAGGGUCUUCGAUCACCCAUGUGCUGGCCUCCUCGAAAGCUUCGCCGAAGACCCUCUUCGACUUUGACCAAGCACCUGUCCAGGUUGAUGGAGGUGUGAGGAUAGAUGCUCAAGAUCAAGGAGAUGUUUGGUUCGCUCCUUGCAAAAUUUCUGCUGCAUGUUGUAUUGUCUAG